Molecule: messenger RNA, 4765 nt
Organism: Sphaerodactylus townsendi
Lineage: Eukaryota; Metazoa; Chordata; Lepidosauria; Squamata; Sphaerodactylidae
Gene: KAT2A
Product: lysine acetyltransferase 2A
Exons: 18
Coding region: 33-2459 (808 amino acids)
Biological process (GO): positive regulation of transcription by RNA polymerase II; chromatin remodeling
Cellular component (GO): histone acetyltransferase complex; nucleus
Molecular function (GO): protein binding; histone H3 acetyltransferase activity
Source: RefSeq, a predicted model, not a curated record
GCGCCCACGCCGUCCGGAGGGUCCUGGGCAUCAUGGCGGAGCCGGAGAGUUCCUCACAAGCUGCCAGGACCCCGCAGACUAGCGCUUCCUCAGCCGCCGCCGUAGCUGCGGCCUCAGCCCCACCAGUAGUGGCGGGAGGUGGAGCUGGAGGAAGCAGCAGCAGCAGCGAUCCGGUUCGCCCGGGACUGAGCCAGCAACAGCGCGCGAGUCAGCGCAAGGCGCAUGCGCGGAGCUUCCCGCGGGCAAAGAAGCUGGAGAAGCUAGGGGUAUUCUCAGCGUGUAAGGCAAAUGACUCUUGCAAGUGUAACGGCUGGAAGAACCCAAAUCCUCCCACGGCCCCCCGGAUGGAUCUGCAGCAGACGGUCACCAACCUUAGCGAACCCUGUCGCAGCUGUGGACACACGCUCGCUGACCACGUGUCUCACCUGGAGAACGUCUCUGAGGAGGAGAUCAACCGGCUCCUGGGCAUGGUGUUGGACGUGGAAAACCUUUUCAUGUCAGUGCACAAGGAAGAGGACACAGACACCAAACAAGUUUACUUUUACCUGUUCAAGCUCCUGCGGAAAUGCAUCCUACAGAUGAGCCGCCCAGUAGUCGAAGGCUCCCUGGGGAGCCCCCCAUUUGAAAAGCCAAACAUUGAACAGGGUGUCUUAAACUUUGUUCAGUACAAAUUCAGCCACCUGCCCACCAAGGAGCGGCAGACCAUGUUUGAGCUCUCCAAGAUGUUCCUUCUGUGCCUGAACUACUGGAAGCUGGAAACGCCGUCCCAAUUCCGCCAGCGCUCCCAAAACGAUGACGUGGCGACCUACAAGGUCAACUACACUCGGUGGCUGUGCUAUUGCCACGUCCCCCAGAGUUGCGACAGCCUCCCUCGCUAUGAAACCACCCAGGUCUUUGGGCGCAACCUCCUCAAAUCCACUUUCACAGUAACUCGCCGACAGCUGCUGGAGAAGUUCCGGGUGGAGAAAGACAAGCUGGUACCUGAGAAGCGGACCCUCAUCCUCACCCAUUUCCCCAAGUUUCUGUCAAUGCUGGAGGAAGAAAUCUAUGGAGAGAGCUCCCCAAUCUGGGAGGCUGACUUCACUAUGCCUGCAGCAGAGGGAGCCCAGCUUGUUCCCCGGCCCGCAAUCAGCACUGUUCCCGCAGCCAGCACGCCACUCUUCAACAAGUCUCUGAGCUGCAGCUCCUCUUUGGCAUCUAUCAGUCUAGACGGCAGCUCCUUGGAUUCUGUGCCAGGCGAGAAGAGAAAGCUUCCGGAGAGCUUGACCCUCGAGGAUGCCAAACGGAUUCGCGUGCUGGGCGACAUCCCGAUGGAGCUGGUGAACGAAGUGAUGCUGACAAUCACGGAUCCAGCGGCCAUGCUUGGGCCAGAGACUAGCCUGCUGUCUGCAAACGCAGCCCGGGAUGAGACAGCUCGACUGGAAGAGCGCCGUGGCAUCAUCGAAUUUCACGUCAUUGGCAAUUCGCUCUCUCAGAAGUCAAACAAGAAAAUCCUUAUGUGGCUGGUGGGACUGCAGAAUGUUUUCUCGCACCAGCUGCCGCGGAUGCCCAAGGAGUACAUCACCCGCUUGGUCUUUGACCCCAAGCACAAAACUCUGGCUUUGAUUAAGGACGGCCGAGUGAUCGGGGGCAUCUGCUUCCGGAUGUUCCCCACUCAGGGAUUCACAGAGAUCGUCUUUUGUGCUGUGACAUCCAACGAGCAAGUCAAGGGCUAUGGGACCCACCUGAUGAAUCACCUGAAAGAGUACCACAUCAAACACAGUAUCCUGUACUUCCUCACCUAUGCUGAUGAAUAUGCCAUUGGCUACUUCAAGAAGCAGGGCUUCUCCAAAGACAUUAAAGUCCCCAAGAGCCGGUACUUGGGUUACAUCAAGGACUAUGAGGGAGCCACCUUGAUGGAAUGUGAGCUGAACCCGCGGAUUCCCUACACAGAGCUCUCCCAUAUCAUUAAGAAGCAGAAAGAGAUUAUCAAGAAGUUGAUAGAGCGGAAGCAGGCCCAAAUCCGCAAGGUCUACCCCGGUCUCACGUGCUUCAAGGAGGGUGUCCGGCACAUUCCUAUUGAAAGCAUUCCAGGCAUCCGGGAGACAGGAUGGAAGCCCAUGGGAAAGGAGAAAGGGAAAGAGCUUAAAGAUCCAGACCAGUUGUAUACCACUUUGAAAAACCUCCUGGCACAAAUCAAGACUCACCCCAGUGCCUGGCCGUUCAUGGAACCAGUAAAGAAAUCUGAGGCUCCUGAUUACUACGAAAUCAUCCGUUUCCCCAUUGACCUGAAGACAAUGACUGAGCGCUUGAAGAACCGCUACUAUGUCACCAAGAAGCUCUUCAUAGCCGACUUGCAGCGCAUCAUCACCAAUUGCCGUGAAUACAACCCGCCCGAGAGCGACUACUGUAAAUGUGCCAACACUCUGGAGAAGUUCUUCUACUUCAAGCUCAAAGAAGGGGGUCUCAUCGACAAGUAGGGAGCACCAAAUCCUCCUCAUUCCGCCUGUAUGGGAUUUCUGCCUCUGUCCUCCCAUCUUGUCAAAAACUCUUCUAGCUUGUGACCAGCUGGAUGUUUUCCUCGCUGCCUUCCGCUGUGUCUCACGCACAAAUCCAGAGAUGGGUGGCUGGAGGUGAGGGGUUUUCCCCCUUGCGAUUGGAGAGAGGGCAGGGGACACAGACGACCGUCUCGUCCUUCACCCUUCAACAGACCGGGAUGUGCAACUUCAGCCGUGUUAAUUUCUGAGCCUUAUCACUCCGUCCAUCGGGUCUUCCUUUCCAGAAGAAUAUAAUAGGGAGUACUUUGGGAGAUUUGGAAUUCUUGUGUCGGUUUUUGGGAUCUGCAGAAGGUCUCAUUAAGUCCUCACCCCUCCUUCGUUUUCCCACUUGUGCUUUUCCUCUUGUUCCCUGCUUCCCAAUCUGGGGAGAAUUUUGUGGGCCUAAACUCCGUCCUGACUUUUUCCCAUUUUAGCCAUUUCCUCUUGACGUGUGAAUGUAGACAUGAAGGGUUAAAAACGGGACCAGGGCAGGGGACCUUUCACCGGUUCAAGCUAUAGGGAGUUUCUCCUCACUUGGGCACAACUGGUUAGAAAUUAUUUGGGCCUGUUUCUUCUUCUUGGCUAGUUUAUGGAGCCACAAGUUUGCCUCUUCACUGCUGCUUUUCCUGCCAAGAGAAGGAGCCUUUAAGCUUCAGGAUAAAUUGUACCUGGCUUCAGAUAAUGAGCAAAGGGAGGUCCUGUGAGGGCUUCCAUCCUUGACAUCAGGCUGUUCAGUUGCCCACCAGUGAUCUUGGCUUUCAGAAAAAAAACAACAGUUUUUUGGCAGUGGCAACGCUUGAAGACACUGAAGGGACAUGUCCUGAUAACAUUACUGCAGCCACCCCAGAGUCACGUUUUCUGAGUUUGUCCUUUCUCAUGACAGGCCCACAGAUACACCCAGUUGUAGACCUGCCUGACGCCUCAACCCUCUCCCUUCCAAGUCAUUCCUGAUUAUUUAUUCUUGUCCCCGUGCACUUUGAACCUCCGCCCUUUCUGCACAGUGUUACCAAGUUUGAUGACUGUCUCGUGUCCUCAUGUGCCAAACAAACCAGACUUCUUCUAGAACUGGGGCUCCCAUGAGUACCUCACUGGUUAUAUUUCCACCUUCUACACGCAUAUACACAAGUGUCUCUUUAACAGGCCAUGUGGUUUAGUUUCAUAGAGGAGCCUCCAGUGUUGGUUCUUGAACCAGCAAUCAGCACGUUGGCCAGUGACUUGUGGUAAAUUAUCAAGUGUGCACACAUGCACAUCUCUCAUGUAAUUUUUGGGUCACCUUUUGGAAAAACCGAAAUACAAAUUCUUGUGUGUGUUGAAGAAUGACUCACCUCAUGUGUAACAGUUGCAUCUAUCCCUGUUUGUGGGGUUAACGUUAGCCCCACAGGAAUUGCAAAAUUGUCACGAUAAAGGAGCAUUAUGGGAGAGUAAGUAUGAAAACCACCAAAUGGUCAUGAUCUUGUUGGUGAGCCAUUCUGAGGUGAUUAAUAGCCCUCUGUUUUUCACUUCCUCUGCACUGCUUGAACUCAGAGAGGAAGUGGAAAAUAUAUUCGCCGCCUCCUUCAAUUACAGUCUGUCUCCGUUCUUGCCUCUUGAUUCAGUGGAGCCAUUUCAGGAAGUUGGGGGUGGGGGACGAAGAGACAGAACUGGCCAAAAGCUUGAAAGCACAGGGCUGCUGAUUCAGUUGCCAAUAAUUGAUAUAAAUUCCCCUUUGCUUCCUGCCUGCAGGGGAAUUGUUCAGCCAGAACCCAUAAUUGUGGCUGGAGUACCUCUCUCUGGGAGCCCCUUUUUGCCCUGUUGCAUGUUUCCAGUGACCUGGCCUAGAUCUGGUGCAGAAUGUAACCUCAUAGUGCAAUCCAGGCACCUGUCAGUGCACAUCAAAGCAGAAUCUUUCGGGCACAAAGACCGGGUGGGAAGAGAUGAACCCCCUCCCAUUCCCCUUUGGCCCAACUCUUUACCUUUGUUCAACCCCAUUCUCUCGUUCCCCUUUCCUUUUAUUACAAGAGACAUUUCCUCCAUGUGCCUCUAAGGAACUUUGUAAUAGGGAAAUGGCGAGGCAGGAGGUGUUUCAGUGACGUUCCAACUGCCUUCUCUUUAAGUGACUGUUGCCUUAUUAUCUCCACCACAUUUUGUGUGCUUAAACUAUACAAUGGCAGAGCUUCACUCUGCCACUCUGGGCCUUUCAGUAACGUUGCCAUUCCAUUUUUUUAACAUUUAAAAGGGAAUGAAAAUAAAGAACAUAUCUGCAAUAAAAA